AUGGGAAACGACUCGGCCUUAAUUGACACUUUGCUCAGACAGUUAUCCACUGCUUUUAAAAUUCGCGAUCUUGGUAACCCGGGGUUCUUUCUUGGUAUCGAGACUCUAACGAUUGAUAGUGGCUUAUUACUUACUCAGCGGCGUUACAUGCAUGAUAUUUUGCAGCGAGCUGGGAUGACGGACUGCAAACCUCUAGCUACUCCAGCAGCUGUGACUAAGGCCGUUACACCAUCGGACGAACCGUACGAAAAUCCAACUCAGUAUAGGCGACUUGUUGGGGCGCUACAGUAUCUCACCAUUACUCGCCCAGAUCUCUCUUACGCGGUUAACCGCCUUUGUCAGUUUAUGCACUCACCGACGGUCGAUCAUUACGGGCUUUUGAAACGAGUCUUACGGUAUAUCAAGGACACUCUGGACUGCGGGCUACGUCUGUCACCCUCGACCUCCACAACUAUUCACGCCUUCUCGGACUCCGACUGGGCUGGGUGUCCUAUCGACAGAAAAAGCACAAGUGGGUAUGCUGUCUUCUUAGGUUCUAAUCUUGUUUCUUGGCUCUCUUGGAAGCAGCGUACCGUUGCCCGCUCCUCGACUGAAGCUGAGUAUAAAGCCCUAACCGAUGUCUCUGCAGAAGUUACUUGGAUUGUGUCUCUACUUCGGGAAAUUGGUUUGCACACCGGCGAGCCGGCUACCUUGUGGUGUGACAACCUGGGCGCCACAUAUCUUUGCGCUAAUCCCGUUUUUCACGCCAGGACUAAACAUAUUGAAAUUGACUUCCACUUUGUUCGGGACAGAGUCGCUGCUGGGGACUUCAUAGUUAAUUUUGUGUCCACUAAAGAUCAGCUGGCAGACGUCUUCAUUAAACCGCUGCCUGCACCGAGGUUCUCUAUGCUCCGUGACAAGCUCAACAUUGUCUCUCACCACUCUUGA
Messenger RNA from Ipomoea nil (Japanese morning glory), 927 nucleotides. RefSeq lists its product as uncharacterized. The record is from RefSeq and is a predicted model, not a curated record. The transcript has a single exon. NCBI's taxonomy places the organism in Eukaryota, Viridiplantae, Streptophyta, Magnoliopsida, Solanales, Convolvulaceae. Bases 1 to 927 code for a protein of 308 amino acids.